GCGAGCCAACGCCGCUGUGAUGCUUGGGCGCCGAGAGGCCGCGGCGGCGAAGCCGGAGUUCAGCGGCUGAAGGGAGAGAGAGGAGGGGAGACGGCGCGACAUGUUUCGCUGUGCAGUUAACCGAUGGUGUGCUGGGGAAGAAAAACGAGUUGACAGUCGCACGAUUUAUGUUGGUCAUCAUCCAACUCCUGAGAUAGAAGCAUUUCUUCCUCAGAAUUUCUGUGACAACAGGAUAGUUUCAUCAAAGUACACGUACUGGAACUUUAUUCCAAAAAAUCUGUUUGAGCAGUUCAGAAGAAUAGCAAACUUUUACUUUCUCAUUAUAUUCCUUGUUCAGGUUAUUGUUGAUACUCCAACUAGUCCAGUUACAAGUGGACUUCCUCUGUUUUUCGUGAUUAUUGUGACAGCAAUUAAACAAGGCUAUGAAGAUUGGCUCCGACACAAAGCUGAUCACUCUGUGAAUAAAAGCCCAGUUUAUGUUGUUGAUGGAGGAAAGAUUGUGGAAAAGCAAAGUGAAAAAAUUCAGGUUGGGGAUAUUGUGUGUGUGAAAGAAGAUGAAACGUUUCCAUGUGAUCUCAUUCUGCUAUCCUCAAGUAGGGAAGAUGGCACCUGCUAUGUCACUACUGCUAGUUUGGAUGGGGAAUCAAGUCAGAAGACAUACUUUACUGUGCCAGACACUAGUGCGUUCCGUACAGAGAUGGAAGUUGAUUCUUUGAGCGCCACCAUUGAAUGUGAACAACCUCAGCCUGACCUUUACAAGUUUGUUGGACGCGUUCAUGUUUUCAGUGAUAAGCAAGAACCAGUUGCAAGAUCUUUGGGCCCUGAAAACCUGCUUUUAAGAGGAGCCACGUUAAAGAACACGGAUAAGAUAUAUGGUGUUGCCAUAUAUACUGGGAUGGAAACGAAAAUGGCCUUGAAUUACCAAGGAAAGUCACAGAAACGCUCUGUGGUGGAAAAGUCAAUUAAUGUUUUUUUAAUAGUGUACUUGUGCAUAUUGGUCAGUAAAUCUUUGAUAGGCACCACGAUGAAAUACAUUUGGCAAAGUGAUCCUGCUAAUGAUGAGCCUUGGUAUAGUUCAAAAACAGGCAAAGAAAAAAAUAUCAACCAGCUUUUGAAGAUGUUCAUCGACUUCCUCUCCUACAUGGUGCUCUUCAACUUCAUUAUUCCAGUUUCUAUGUACGUCACUGUGGAGAUGCAGAAAUUCUUGGGUUCUUACUUCAUUACGUGGGAUAAAGACAUGUACGAUGAACAUUUGGGUGAAGGCGCACUGGUAAACACAUCUGAUCUCAAUGAGGAGCUGGGACAGAUCCAGUAUGUUUUCACGGAUAAAACUGGAACCCUGACUGAGAACAACAUGGAAUUUAUUGAAUGUUGCAUAGAUGGAUUCAAGUAUAAAAACUUCGUUGAUUCAUGUGUUGUGGAUGGAAUCUCUUCAAAUGAUGGUCCUUGUAGUAGUGUCUGUGGAAUGGCUGGAAAGGAAAAAGAGGAGCUGUUUCUUCGUGCUCUAUGCUUAUGCCACACUGUUCAAGUAAAAGAAGAAGACAAAGUAGAUGGUCUGUUAAAGCAGCAUGGGGGCUCAUAUACAUAUAUCUCAUCAUCUCCAGAUGAAGUUGCUUUGGUACAAGGUGCUAAAACAUUGGGCUUCACCUUUCAAGGAAUGGAAAACAACCGGAUGAAAAUACAAAAUAGAGAGACAGAAAUUGAGAUAUAUGAACUUCUGCAGAUUCUCAGCUUUGACCCUGUUCGUCGGCGUAUGAGUGUAAUUGUGAGGGAGAAUUCAGGGAGAAUUUUCCUUUUCUGUAAAGGAGCAGACUCUUCAAUUUUUCCAAAAGUAAACACUGGAAAACAGGAAGAAAUAAGACUACAUGUAGAAUGCAGUGCUGUGGAUGGUUUGAGGACUCUCUGUGUUGCUUAUAAAGAACUCACUCAAGAUGAAUACGACCAGAUCAGCACACAGCUUCAGGAAGCUAAAAUGGCCCUAAAGGAUAGAGACAAAAAGUUAGCAGAUGCUUACGACAAAAUUGAAAUUGAUUUACAUUUAAUUGGUGCAACAGCUGUUGAAGACAAGCUCCAAGACCAAGCUGCAGAAACGGUUGAAGCCUUGCGCUCUGCAGGUAUGAGCGUGUGGGUGCUCACAGGAGACAAGAUGGAAACAGCAAUGGCCACGUGUUAUGCCUGCAGGCUUUUCCAUACUAACAUGAAGCUUUUAGAACUGACAACAAAAAACAUUCAGGAGUUCAAAGCAAGAAAUGAGGCAAAAGUGCAUGAGCUACUGCUGGAACUACACAAAGUGGUUGUCCAAGAUAAAAAAUAUUCUUCCGUCAGUCAAUUAAGAAGUUGGUCUACCACGCAGGAAUUUGGUUUGAUCAUUGAUGGUGCUGCUCUGUCACUAAUAAUGAAACCAACCCAAGACGGGAGCACAGGCAACUACAAAGACCUGCUGUUGCAAAUAUGUCAGAGGUGUACUGCAAUUUUAUGUUGCCGAAUGGCACCGUUACAAAAAGCACAGAUUGUAAAAAUGGUGAAGAACACAAAGGAGCAUCCUAUCACAUUGGCAAUUGGUGAUGGUGCAAAUGAUGUCAGCAUGGUUCUAGAGGCACAUGUUGGGAUUGGUUUAAAAGGCAAGGAGGGUCGCCAAGCAGCGAGGAACAGUGAUUAUGCAAUACCAAAGUUUAAACAUCUGCAGAAGCUUCUUCUUGCUCAUGGACAUUUGUACUACAUUCGGAUAGCACACCUCGUUCAGUAUUUCUUCUACAAGAAUCUUUGCUUCAUCUUUCCUCAAUUUUUAUACCAGUUCUACUGUGGAUUCUCUCAGCAGCCACUGUAUGAUGCAACUUACCUUACAUUUUAUAAUAUCUGCUUCACUUCUCUGCCAAUAUUGUUGUAUGGUCUGCUGGAACAGCAUAUAAGCAUUGAAAUGCUGAAAAAAGAUCCCUCUCUGUACAGGAAUAUUGCUAACAAUGCAUUGCUACAAUGGAAGCCUUUCCUUUAUUGGACAUUUCUGGGGCUAUUCAAUGGUCUCGUGUUUUUCUUUGGGGCUUAUUUCCUCUAUGACAAUUCAACCCUUACAGACAGUGGUCAGGUUUAUGGAAAUUGGACUUUUGGAACAAUUGUCUUCACUGUUCUGGUAUUUACAGUUAAUCUGAAGCUUGUAUUGGACACUCAAUACUGGACGUGGAUCAACCACUUUGUAAUAUGGGGCUCUUUAGUCUUUUUCGUCAUCUUCUCUUUCUUUUGGGGUGGCAUCAUAUGGCCUUUCCUGAAGCAGCAAAGAAUGUACUUUGUCUUUGCACAGAUGCUGACUUCUGUUUCAGCAUGGCUUACUAUAAUUUUAUUAAUAACUGUCAGUUUGAUGCCUGACGUUAUGGUAAAAGUCUUGAGCAAGCACCCAGACAAAGGCAGACUGCAGAGUUUAAAAUUUGCAGAGCCAGAGUUGCUGACAGUGAGAUAUAUUAAAGAUGGUCCUUUCAGCAGAAAUCCUAAGUCUGAAGUGAAUUGAUCAACCUGUGAAGAAAUAAGUGUGGUCAGACUGAUGAAUACACAGUAAAACCGCCCUUUAUACCCUGUGCCUGUGCUAUUAUUGGCCCUGAACUUCUUUGGACUUGGCCCUAAGAAAUCCAUUUAGGGUUAUCUGAAAACAAAUAUGACUUUGGUGUGCAGAGUUUCUGGAUCAGAAACUGCAGAGUGAUCUGUGUUCUGAGAAUGCAAUUCUUUUAAUGUAAUAGGUAAACUAAGUUGCCUUGUUCGGUGGCUUUGUCAUAUUAUUCAACAAAACUUCAAAAAUAAUCUUGUAAAAUGCUUUACCCUUAUUCACUCAUCAAUGUAUUUAAGUUCGAGUUGUCAUUGUUACAAUAUAUAUUUUUUAACCACACUUUAGUAAUCAGGAAUUAGAAAACCAUUUGUCAAUAGGUAUUGCAAGUUGCUGUGUUUGUGUGAUAAUGUCAGUUGUGUAACUGAAUGCUAUUAACCUAUUGAUUAGACAAAAAUGUUUGGUUCAGAGAGAUACACAAAGCGACAGUUUCUGUUGGUUUUUAUAUUUUUAAUUCUAUCCUAGUGCAAUUUGGAAUGGCCCAUUGUCUAUGUUGAUAGUAUAAAAAUCUGUGUCUUUUGAACAUUCAUUCGCUAGCAUCAAUUGAUCACUGGAUUAAGACAACUGUUUCGUUCCUUGCCUCCAGAUGAACUAUUUACAGAUUAUUGUACUUUAAACCAUAUAAUGCAAGUUGGUGAAGUAGCACUUACCAUAGGAGUUCUAAACAUUGGUAGCAUUUUUGAAGCAUGAAUAUAAACCAGCAUUGUUCAAGUUUUUAAAAAAAUCUUACCAGGGAAUAGAUCAUCUUUAUAAUUCAGGAUUAAAUAUAUCAGAAUGUAUGAGGUAUUAGUAUAGUUAGUAAGAUAAUGCACACUCUCGAUCUUGAAAUGUGAUGAAUACAAAUACUGACAUUUUAUAUAUGUACAUAUAAAAAUGAAGUUUCUGUAUGAGCUUUAAAAACAGGAAUAAACAAAUAUGCUCUUGAA
Molecule: messenger RNA, 4515 nt
Organism: Hemiscyllium ocellatum (epaulette shark)
Lineage: Eukaryota; Metazoa; Chordata; Chondrichthyes; Orectolobiformes; Hemiscylliidae
Gene: atp11c
Product: ATPase phospholipid transporting 11C
Exons: 29
Coding region: 101-3499 (1132 amino acids)
Biological process (GO): phospholipid translocation
Cellular component (GO): plasma membrane; trans-Golgi network; endoplasmic reticulum
Molecular function (GO): ATPase-coupled intramembrane lipid carrier activity; ATP hydrolysis activity; magnesium ion binding
Source: RefSeq, a predicted model, not a curated record